Molecule: messenger RNA, 2484 nt
Organism: Pelobates fuscus (common spadefoot toad)
Lineage: Eukaryota; Metazoa; Chordata; Amphibia; Anura; Pelobatidae
Gene: CDKL2
Product: cyclin dependent kinase like 2
Exons: 13
Coding region: 321-2030 (569 amino acids)
Biological process (GO): protein phosphorylation
Cellular component (GO): nucleus
Molecular function (GO): ATP binding; protein serine/threonine kinase activity
Source: RefSeq, a predicted model, not a curated record
UCUGCCAGCAUCUCAUACAAAGCUGGGUAUUAUUUCUCACUAUUGUCUACAAGCUGGAGGUGCAGAGACUUCAUCCUUCACAGGCACAAACCUCACACCCCACUGAUCCCAGGUUUUAGUACAGCAAAGCACGUAAUAGGUUAAUAAGUCACCUAUUAUUCCUCCUCUGGUGACAGAAGAGCUGGUGUCUGACUCCGUAAAUGUUACUCUGCGAAUCAUUUAAUGCCAAAAACUGGAGUGUAUGAAGUCCGGGAACAAUGAUGUGGAUGUAGGUCAAUCAUGUACCACCCAUGGAUGGUCUCUUUGUCUUCCGAAAGUGAAUGGAGAGGACAAAUACUUGGUGCUACACAUUAGUUGCUGAUUUAAAGACCCAGCUAUCUCAGAAGAUGGAAAAAUACGAGAACCUCGGUCUCGUGGGAGAAGGGAGCUAUGGAAUGGUGCUGAAAUGUAGGCACAAGGAAACUGGGAGGAUUGUGGCUGUUAAGAAAUUUUUAGAAAGUGAAGAUGACAAAAUGGUGAAGAAGAUAGCGAUGCGGGAAAUCAAACUUUUGAAACAAUUGCGCCAUGAAAAUUUGGUGAAUUUAUUAGAAGUGUGCAAGAAGAAAAAGAGGUGGUACUUAGUUUUUGAGUUUGUUGAUCGCACAGUAUUGGAUGAACUGGAACAAUUUCCAAAAGGACUGGACUUUAGCAGAGUACGGAAGUAUUUAUUUCAAAUCAUCAGAGGAAUUGGGUUUUGCCAUAAUCAUAAUAUCAUUCACCGUGAUAUUAAGCCUGAGAAUAUACUUGUAUCACACUCUGGUAUUGUAAAAGUAUGUGAUUUUGGAUUUGCACGUACAAUGGCUGCUCCAGGAGAAGUCUACACAGACUAUGUGGCCACGCGGUGGUACAGGGCACCAGAGCUAUUGGUUGGAGAUAUCAAGUAUGGCAAAGCUGUUGAUGUGUGGGCAAUUGGUUGUCUAGUAACAGAAAUGAUUACAGGCGAGCCUCUUUUCCCUGGAGAUUCUGAUAUUGAUCAACUCUACCAUAUCAUUAAAUGCCAAGGUAACUUAACUCCCCGACUUCAAGAGCUGUUUUACAAAAACCCAUUGUUUGUUGGCGUGACAUUACCAGAAAUCAAACAAGUUGAACCUCUUGAAAGGCGAUAUCCUGUAUUCUCUCCUUUGAUAUUAGAUUUAACCAAGAGCUGCUUACAAAUCGACCCAGACAAGAGAUCGUCCUGCACCACCUUGCUGCAACAUGAGCUUUUCAAGAAAGACAACUUUUCUGAAAGGUUCUCUCAGGAAAUCAGUGCAAAAGUGCAGAAGCUCUCGAAAGAUAUCCCAACGAAUUUGAGGAAGAAUAAAAACAGAGAACAUUCUAUGGGAGAAAAGAAAGCACUGGUAUUACAGGACUUCAACAUGACCUCCAAAGCAAAAGAAACAAAACCUUUAAAGGUGAAAAAUAUGAAGAUGGAUUUAGAAAAGGAUGACGGAACCUUUCAUGUUACCAAUUUGUAUAAUGGCCUAGAUCGUCGCAAGAGCCCAUCUGCAAUGAUUCCUCCAAUCAGCUACAACUAUACUGCAAUGUCUUCUCAUAUGGCAUCCAAUCCCGGUGCAGGAUCUGGCUCAGGGCAUAUUGCAUUAAGGGGAGAAGAAAAGAGUAAAAUGUAUAUAAGCCCUUUGAAAAAAAGUGGAAUGCCGUCUCCUAGAAAUAACUACAAUCAAAACCUCUCAACCUUGGUUUCAAAUGACAAGAACUCUCACCAAGUUAGCAAGAAAAAAUUGGAGUUUUCCAGGAUGGAUACAAAAUUGCCAGAGCUGAGUUAUGGCCAUUUUCCCGAUCUAAAGGGCCCUGAGGGUGGCUUAGUUUACUCCUCUUGGAGCUCAAAGCUGGCAAAGAAAGACAAUCGAAUCAUACCAGAGUCUCGAAUUCCAUCACUUGCUAUGAUCGAUCUUUAUAAUCCAACCACCUUGCCCCAGGUUUCAGAAAAAUUGUUGCAAGACACCCUAAAUAACCACGAAGGAAACUUCCCUCAUGUGGAGCACUUAUAGUAAACAUCAAAAUGACAAUUACAUUCCAAAUAUGCUCUAUCUUUUCUGAAAAUCUGACUGGAUUUAAAAUCAUGAAAACUUGACAAAAAAACAACACAUUUUAUGAGGCAUUUCCAAAACAUAUAUUUACUGGGGAAUAGUAACCAUGCCACUAUCCACAUAUUAUUGGAGUCAAGAUUUAUAGGCAAGAUAAUAUGUACUAUUAAAAAGGAUAAUCGGAGACCUUCAUCCACUACUAUUUUUGUCAUAGCUGUUCAAUGACUUGCACAAAUUGUCCCUAAAAAUCUUGUUCGUGCACAACUGAGGAUGUUUCACUCAUGAGCCAUGCUAUACCAAACAUUUAUAUUUUCACAAAGCUAUUUUUCCUUGCAAGACAAUGUACAGUAGUGUAAUAUUGAAAUUCUAGCCAUGGCCAAACUGAUUCAAUCAAAAACAGAAAACUGGAAACAUGGCU